AUGUUACUCUCGAGAGCCCGAGGAGCGGUUGUACUUUUGAGCGGUAUGAACGUAGAUGCGAGAGUGGUAGAAAGAGGUAAUGUAGGGAAUCAGGGAUCACCAUUGCUUCUUGGUCCUCAAGGUGGUAGUGCUACACCUCCAUCGGCAAAUGAUAGUACAUCGAAAUCAAGUGAUAAUGAUACUCAGGACAGUGAUAACAAUAACGACGAUAACUCAGAUUCAGAUUCAGUUUCCACCUCUACCUCAAUAGCUUCUGUUUCCACAAAAACUGCAAGCAUAAGCACAAGUACUUCCACUUCCAUUUCCACCUCAACCUCUUCAUCCAUAUCAACAUCGUCCACCGCCAGUUCCAAUACAAACUCUUCGUCUUCACCAACACAUACGAGUGAAAAUCGAUUACUUCCCCCUGAUCCACCCAAACAACCUUCCUCAGUACGAUACCUCGUUCCUGUAUUCCUCCUGAUCCUAAUCACCUUGAUAGGAUUCGGAUAUCGGAAAUAUCGUAAGCGGAGAAAGAGGAGAAGUCGAUCUUCAAUGGCUGGAAAAGAUUUUGAAGAAUUGAUGAAAAAUGGUAAUGAUCCGUUUAUUACUUCAGCUGAUCAAUUUAAUCCUUAUAGAGGGUGGAAAGAGAUUCCUUCGAAGGACGAUGAUGAAGAUGAUGGGAUUUGGAAUUCAAGGAUGGAUGAUGAUGCCCCACAAAUUAGAUUUAUAGAUGAAGAACACAAUACCGUCCGAUUAGAGGGAUCAAGAGCCCCUACCGCAGGAGUAAAUGGGGGAUUGGUGAGGUCCGGACAAUUUAUAUCGGCAAGUGAAAAAGGAUGGGGAUGGAGAGAAUCCUGGAACAAUUUCAAAUCUGCUAGAGGUAAAGACAAUCGUAAUCAAUUUAACACUUUGAGUGAUUUAGAAGAAGGUACGGGUAAUGUCGAUGGAGAUGAGGUAGAUGAGAAACAAACGAUGAAAUUGGUAAAAUCGAAUAAAGUUUCUGAAUCUAUAACAUAUACCAAUAUACUUCCUACAACAAGGGGUGUGAGUAUGGGUCAACACGAUUAUCAUGAAGUUGCUAUCGAAGAUGAAUUACCUUUAUCGCCACCAAGGGAAGGACAGAUUAGGCAAUUGCAAGAUCAGUUGAACUCUUUGACUUAUCAGAAGGAGAUCCCUCCGACAAGUACUACACCGAAGAAAGCCAAUAGAUUAGAAAGAAACAAAUCACCAAAUAACAAUCGACGAAGCAAAUCAAUCAAAACCGAUGUUAACACCGGAGAGUUCAGUCCAGGAGGUAUGCCCGAAGCACCUGAAUGGAUCAGACCACGUUCAGUCUCCCCCACCAACCUGUCCAUCUUGAGUCCACCAAUGCAACCUCAUCUAUUCUUUCAUCCAUCUCCAUUACCAACGAAACAGAUCGAACCUUCUAUAAUUAGUGAAUAUAGUGAGAAUGGGACGAUAUCGACUUUACCAAGUACACAGAAUACUCCUCAACCUUCACCUAUUCUAUCUGAUACAGAUGUUAAAAUGCCUAGAAUACCAUCUACAGCAUCUGGUUUAGCAGGUAUAGAUUCUUUUUCAGUUGUCACUUCCAACAAAAUGCCACCAGUUGCCAGUGGUGUCAAUGAGAAAGGGAAAGGAUAUGUAUCCUCUGGAUUGAAUCCUAUAUCCAAUUCAUCACCUAGAAAAGAAAAAGGGGGAUUAUCGCCUAAUAACUUGAAUUUGACGCUGAAACGCUCAACAGCGCUACAAAACCUUUCCAACCCAAGUCCAACACGGAACAAACCUUCUACUCUUUCCCCUGAUGUCAUAAUCGAUGGACCGAAGAUAUCGAAGAAAAGUAGAGUAGAGAAGAAAGAACUCAAAGCAAGAAACGAAGUUGAAGAUAUCCUUAAAGCAAGUUGGAGUGAUAGAGCGUUGAUCUCUCCUCCACUUGGGUCACCGACUAACCAAACAUUCGCAGAUCAAUUGAGGUCGCAGGGUGUUCCGGGAAUGAUGAGUCCCGGAUUGGAACAAGGUGGGAAUGGGAUUGAACAGAGGUUGGCUUUGCUGAAAGGAGUUGAUAUCUAG
This is a messenger RNA of Kwoniella botswanensis, 2052 nucleotides long. RefSeq lists its product as uncharacterized. Lineage: Eukaryota; Fungi; Basidiomycota; Tremellomycetes; Tremellales; Cryptococcaceae. The transcript has a single exon. The record is from RefSeq and is a predicted model, not a curated record. Bases 1 to 2052 code for a protein of 683 amino acids.